Messenger RNA from Neohortaea acidophila, 2444 nucleotides. RefSeq lists its product as uncharacterized. The transcript is spliced from 5 exons. Lineage: Eukaryota; Fungi; Ascomycota; Dothideomycetes; Mycosphaerellales; Teratosphaeriaceae. Bases 294 to 2390 code for a protein of 698 amino acids. Gene Ontology annotation, molecular function: DNA-binding transcription factor activity, RNA polymerase II-specific; zinc ion binding. Gene Ontology annotation, biological process: regulation of DNA-templated transcription. The record is from RefSeq and is a predicted model, not a curated record.
CGACGAAUACAGCAAGCGGUCUUUUUCCUAUCCCGCGCUUAAAGAUCAACUUAUUGGAAUAGAGUAGGGCGGGAAAACCAGCCCUACGUGAAGUUGUUCCCCCAAACACACUACGACGAGUGCUAGCCGUGCUGCAAAAGUAUUGACCAAUGAGCGAACAGCGCAUCGCUUUCCUAAUCGAGCCUUGGGAUUGACACAGGGUGGAAUGACCCGGUCGACUCUUUAGACUCCGCGGCAUCUCUAUACCAUGCUAUCUUUCCAGACCUCAGCCGCAUGCUGCGGACGGUGCGCGAAUGAUGUCUCUCACGAAGACCGACGGUCGUCCCGACCUGGCGAACUCCUGCCCAACACAGUAUGGCGUCCGCAACGGGAGCCUGGGGCAAGGACCGCGGCCACGGUCUGGGUCGCAACGUGGCUGUCGGCUGGGCCGUCAUAAAGAUGCCGACGACAACGACCUUACUUCACUCCGUUUGAAGAUCUCUUACGGCGCUGAGCAUGCUCAGAUGGGAACACCGUUGUCUGGCAAUCGCCACAUCACGCCUCAUAAUGGUCUUUUCCUUUCGUCGACUUGCGGCAGCCGCAAAGAUGAUCGACCACUCAAAGCAUGGCCUGGCUAUAUAAAAUUGUCUCCUCAUCACUUCAAGAUUCGAAAAGCGGACGACUCUCUGGAAGACACAUGCCCAGCGGGCGUUGCAACCUCGAAACGAAGUCUGUCUGGUCGAUGCGAUCAACUCCCGCCACCAUCAGCUGAGACAACACCACACAAGAUGGUUUACAAAGGCAGGCCGUCUGCAGGUUGUGAGAAUUGCAGAAAGAUGAAGAAGAACUGUGAUCAGAAGCUACCCGCCUGCUCACGAUGUGUUCGUAUGGAUAAAGCGUGUGGGGGUUAUCGCAACAUUUCCGAUCUUAUGUUCAAAAAUGAGACGGAGAGUGUCACGCGCAGGGCAAGCGCUGCAAGCGCACAAAGUGAUCCCGGGCCCAGUCUAUCUUCGUGCACGCUCGCUCGGCAGAGCACGCCUGAUAUCCAAGCCUCGUCGAAGCAAUUUUUCUUCGAGCACAUCGUCUCUGACUCUCACUUGGCCUUCCUGAAAGGCACGUCACCCGACGACUUCCUCCUGAAGCCCAUCAUGGCUUGCGCGCUGGCUGCGAUGGCGAAUCGCGAUGAUAGCGACGAUGGCAGAGCAUUAGCUCGACUACACUACGUCGACGCAAUCACAGCAACGAAUAAUGCGCUCCGACAUCCGCAGAGAGUGAGGGAGGACAACACUCUGGUGGCGGUGUGGCUACUUUCAUUGUUUGAGCGCCUGACAUGGGAAGCAGGUGGUCCACAUGCACCAGGAGGUCCAUCUGCACAUUCAUGGAGGCAGCACGUGGAGGGUGGCGCGCAAGUGCUUCACUUGCGAGGACGAAAUCAGAUCCGAACAAAGAGCGGCGCGAUGAUUUUCCGAGAGAUGCGGGAUCACAUUAUCAAUCAGUGUAUCGUUCAAGAAAUCGAAGUCCCGGAGUACAUUGUAUCGUGGUCUCAGGCUCUCGAGUACGAUCCGAUGAACACCCCGGCGGACCAACUUGCCAUUCUGUCCUCGAGGUUCGCUAGCAUCAAAGCUCAUUACCGAGAGCGUUCAAAGACGGAUCAAGAGCUCAUUGAGCUGGCGAAAAUCCUGGAAACAGACCUGCUCGGCUGGUCCGAACGCACAAUGGCCUCUGGCUCAGUAUGCUCAUUCUACGACGUGCACGAUCCGGAUUCCAAGCACGCGUGGAACGGCACAAGACACGAAUACGGCAUCCCACAAGCGCAUCGAAAAUGGAACAUUUGGCGAUGUCUACGCAUCACCCUCAGUCGCCUCCAGGAAGCAAUGUGGAGACGGUCAUGGCCGAUGUUUACAACAGGAGCAACAGCCUCCAUGCCUGACUUGGAGCAUUUCAGCACUGUUCGAAAUCGAAUGAUGAACGACAUCUGCAUCGCGGCCGCUUACGCUCUGGGCAAUAGUCCUGACAUGCCGGCGCCGAGCAAGGCUAGCGUUUCCAGCGGUCUUCUCCUCAUUCUGCCACUCACCCUAGCUGGAACAUGUCUGCUCGAACGAUUGUCAAAUCCGGUAGUGAGUCCUGGUGGCAACCGAAUGAUUCUCGUCGACCAGCCGCUGCAUGGUAAUCUGUUCGACGAGGCAUCCAUACAGUUAGGCUGGGUCAUCGAGCGGUUGGAGUACAUAUCCCACAGAAUCGGAGUGCGAUGGGGCUCGCAUAUGGCGCGUUUCUUGAAGGGUGAAAACAAAGUGUACUAUGAUUUGGGACGAUCGCGAGCACUGAAGAACGAAGCCUUCGAUACCCAGGAGGCGGAGAUCUUGGACUGGGGCGGUCUGAUGGACCUUACGGACCUGAUGGAGAGUGAGUGACCGAACGAGACUUAUGCGACUGGAUCGCACAGGCACUAUAUGAUACACCUACGU